Molecule: messenger RNA, 2414 nt
Organism: Macrosteles quadrilineatus (aster leafhopper)
Lineage: Eukaryota; Metazoa; Arthropoda; Insecta; Hemiptera; Cicadellidae
Gene: Cpsf73
Product: cleavage and polyadenylation specificity factor 73
Exons: 17
Coding region: 153-2231 (692 amino acids)
Biological process (GO): mRNA 3'-end processing by stem-loop binding and cleavage
Cellular component (GO): mRNA cleavage and polyadenylation specificity factor complex
Molecular function (GO): RNA endonuclease activity; RNA binding; 5'-3' exonuclease activity
Source: RefSeq, a predicted model, not a curated record
GUGGUUAUCUGUAGUAUUAUAUAAACUAACAAAUUAUAAUCUUGUUAUUUUCAUCAACUCCUAGUUUAAUGUUGGAUUGUAAUUCAUAUUUCAUCCUAUCAGUUUUUAUAUCCAAGAUCACAAAAUACUGUAUCUAGAAACAAUUUAAGAUCAUGGGCACUAAAAGGAAGCCCGAUUCCCAAGUGCCGGCAGAAGAGAGUGAUUUGUUAUCAAUAAGACCACUAGGUGCAGGCCAGGAAGUCGGAAGGUCAUGCAUUAUGCUGGAAUUCAAGGGAAAGAAAAUCAUGUUGGAUUGCGGCAUUCACCCUGGCCUCUCAGGAAUGGAUGCUCUGCCAUUUGUGGACUUGAUUGAAGCAAACGAAAUAGAUCUAUUAUUGAUAUCUCAUUUCCAUCUGGACCACUGUGGAGCGUUGCCUUGGUUUCUGAUGAAGACAAGCUUCAAAGGCAGAUGUUUUAUGACUCACGCGACUAAAGCUAUCUACAGGUGGCUUCUCUCGGAUUACAUCAAAGUAAGCAAUAUAGCCACUGACCAAAUGCUAUACACUGAGACAGACUUAGAGAACAGCAUGGACAAAAUAGAAACUAUCAACUUCCACGAGGAGAAAGAAGUGGGUGGAGUCAAGUUCUGGGCGUACAACGCAGGGCACGUGCUAGGCGCGGCCAUGUUUAUGAUUGAGAUUGCCGGGGUCAAGGUCCUGUAUACUGGAGAUUUUUCCAGACAAGAAGACAGACAUUUGAUGGCUGCUGAAAUUCCAAGUGUUCAUCCUGACGUUUUAAUCACGGAAUCAACCUACGGGACCCACAUCCAUGAAAAGCGGGAAGAGAGAGAGAGUAGGUUCACUACGCUGGUCCAUGAGAUAGUCAACCGAGGAGGACGAGUCCUAAUACCAGUCUUUGCACUCGGUAGAGCUCAGGAACUUCUGCUGAUCCUUGAUGAGUACUGGAGCCAGCACCCUGAACUGCACGAGAUUCCUGUGUAUUACGCUUCUUCUCUCGCUAAAAAGUGCAUGGCCGUGUACCAGACUUAUGUGAAUGCAAUGAAUGAAAAAAUCCGCCGACAGAUUGCCAUCAACAAUCCUUUUGUCUUCAAACAUAUAUCAAAUCUUAAGGGCAUUGAUCACUUUGAAGACAUCGGCCCCUGUGUAGUGAUGGCCUCGCCUGGUAUGAUGCAGAGUGGCUUGUCCAGAGAGUUGUUUGAGUCUUGGUGUACGGACAGCAAGAAUGGAGUCAUCAUUGCAGGUUACUGUGUGGAAGGUACUUUGGCCAAGACCAUCUUGUCAGAACCAGAGGACAUUGUCACUAUGACAGGACAGAAGUUGGCUCUCAAGAUGUCUGUGGACUACAUAUCCUUCUCUGCCCACACGGACUUUCAGCAGACCAACGAGUUCAUCAAAAUCCUCAAACCUCCUCAUGUGGUUCUGGUUCAUGGAGAACAGAACGAGAUGAGCAGACUGAAGGCAGCCUUGAUACGAGAGUAUGAGGAUGAUCCCAACACUACAAUGGAGAUUCACAACCCUCGAAACACGGUGGCCGUGGAGUUGUACUUCCGUGGUGAGAAGACGGCCAAGGUGAUGGGGAGUUUGGCCGUAGAGGCGCCCAAGCCUGGCCACAAGAUCUCUGGUAUUCUGGUCAAGAGGAACUUCAACUAUCAUAUGUUGGCUCCUCAGGAUCUUACCAAGUACACAGACAUGAGUGUGAGCACAGUGAUACAACAGCAGUCUGUACACUUCACUGGUUCUAUGAAUGUGCUGAGGUAUCUGCUGACCCAGUUAACUGGCACAGUAGAGGCUUUAGAGGACAAGAAGCUGAGGGCGUUCCAGGCUGUGGACAUUACACUGGAUAACAAGAUGGUCACACUAGAGUGGAUCGCAACCCCAGUCAAUGACAUGUUCGCAGACUGUGUGUUGACUGCCGUCUUGCAGGCUGAAUCCCUUGAUCCUGGCAGCAAAUUUCUCCCUGUUCCCUCCAAGAUGGACAGGAUGCACUUUAAGGAAUGCUUGAUUGAAAUGCUGCAGGAGAUGUUUGGUGAAGACUCUGUACCUAAGAUAUUCAAAGGCGAGAGACUCUACGUCACCGUUGACGGAAAGAAGGCAAACAUUGAUCUCGUUAAUCUAGAAGUGACUUGUGAGGAUGACGAGACCUUCAGACAGAUUGUACAAACGGCCGUCAGUAAAUUACACGACUCGCUCGCUCCACCCAGAACUGAAUUCCUCAGCAGCACAGUAGCUUGAACAACACUGGGUCAGAUCUCUGUGCUGAAUUGUUGGUGACGUGAACUGUGAAAAAGAAGAAGUCAUGAUGUAAAACUUCACAGGAAACUUAGAAUUCAACAGUAAAACAAAUGGUAGCCUGUUUGUACCAUAUUGUAUCAAGGUUGUGCGAACUAAGUUUUCUAUAAUGUACAAAAAUAAUAA